This is a messenger RNA of Cydia fagiglandana, 1648 nucleotides long. RefSeq lists its product as uncharacterized. Bases 490 to 1587 code for a protein of 365 amino acids. The transcript is spliced from 2 exons. The record is from RefSeq and is a predicted model, not a curated record. NCBI's taxonomy places the organism in Eukaryota, Metazoa, Arthropoda, Insecta, Lepidoptera, Tortricidae.
GCCUCUGAUAUUUGCUCACAAUAGGGGAAUGUGAAAAAAAUAAUUUCAUGCGCUGAGAGCUUAAAUUUAAUGCUUUUUAAAAAUAAAGGAAUGUCUCCUUUAAGUAAAAUGAGCCAGCUUAAGGAUUUAAUGGUACGUUUACACGCUUGCCAAACCUUGGCAAACGGCAAACAGCCCCAAGCCUAUACAAAUCUCGUUUGGCGUUUGAAUGGCGUUUACACGCUUGUGAAUGCGUCAGUCUGCAAUAAACAUCCAAGCAUGGCGGACACCGAACUUGUGGCGGCUAUUGCAUUUGGUUUAACGUACAUUUAUUUAAAAUGCAAGCAAAGUGAAACAAAAAAAAGGAGAGCUCGACGACAGCGAAGAUGGUGGAUGAAAAAGAUUCAUCGUAAUGGUACCAGGUGACUACUAUUUUGAUUAAACCAUUAUCUGUUGCAGUUACGUUAUACCACAAUACUUACGAUAUAUUAUAUUUUUUACAGACAAUUUAUGGAAGAGAAAUUUAGUGAACUUUUAUAUGAACCAUCUGGAGAGUUCGAUAACUUUUGCCGAAUGAGCUAUCCUGAUUUUGAGUUUUUACUGCAGAAAAUUUCACCAAUGAUAUCCAAGCAUGAUACAGACUUCAGAGAAGCUAUACCAGCCAAAUUUCGUCUUGCCAUUACGCUACGAUUUUUAGCAUCUGGUGAUUCUUACAUAAGCCUUCACUACUUGUUUAAAGUAUCUGUCUCUACGAUAUCGAUAAUCAUUCGUGAAGUUUGCCGAGCUCUUAAUGAGAUUCUAAAGGAUCAAGUUAAGAUGCCCACCACAGCAGAAGGAUGGCUUAAUAUAGAAGAAGGAUUCAGGACGAAAUUUCCACAUUGCAUAGGUUCAUUGGAUGGCAAGCAUGUAGUUAUUGAAAGCCCAGCUCAUAGUGGAACAGAGUAUUUCAAUUAUAAGAGAACGUUUAGCAUUGUUCUUUUGGCGUUAGUGGAUAGCAAAUACAAAUUUGUGUUCGCAGACAUCGGGACUCAAGGAAGAAUAAGUGACGGUGGCGUCUUUAAUAAUUGUUUACUAUGGAAAAGUAUAUGUAGAAACGAGAUAGAUUUUCCACCGCCUUGUCCACUUCCAGGAUCGAAUAUUAAUAUUCCAUACGUGUUUUUAGCUGACGGUGCGUUUGCAUUGAGUCAACGCGUAAUGAAGCCCUACCCUGGAAACCAUGAAGUAGGCUCACCAAAAAGGUUAUUUAACCAAAACUUAUCUAGAUCCCGAGUUGUAGUUGAAAAUACGUUUGGAAUUUUAACCUCAGUUUUCAGAAUAUUCAGACGCCCUAUCGAUUUAGCACCACAAACUGUGACGGAAUUUACGAUGACUUGUGUAUUACUACAUAACUUCUUGAGAACAAGUAAAAGUUCUUCAAACCGAUAUACUCCUCCGAGUUCGUUUGCCGUAUAUGACAGUAAUGGAAAUAUGGUAACCCGUGGUUCAUGGCGCAGAGAUAACGACAUAUAUAAUGCAUUGCAAAAUUUACCACAAAUACCACGAAGAUCUCCGCUGAAUGCCAAAGAAGUCAGGGAAGAAUUUACUUCAUAUUUUAAUAGGAUGAGAUAAGUUCACAAAAAUAAGCAUAUAUACGGUCGAAUUGAGAAACUUCCUCCUUUUUUAAAGUCAG